Messenger RNA from Panicum hallii, 2182 nucleotides. RefSeq names its product methylesterase 7-like. Bases 851 to 1843 code for a protein of 330 amino acids. Gene Ontology annotation, biological process: jasmonic acid metabolic process; salicylic acid metabolic process. The record is from RefSeq and is a predicted model, not a curated record. The transcript has 2 exons. Gene Ontology annotation, molecular function: methyl jasmonate esterase activity; zinc ion binding; methyl indole-3-acetate esterase activity. NCBI's taxonomy places the organism in Eukaryota, Viridiplantae, Streptophyta, Magnoliopsida, Poales, Poaceae.
GAAGAUGCCCCACAAGCACACUUGUCCAAGCACUAGCAAAUUGGAGCAGAAUUGCAUGGCAACUAGUGCAUGGGUAAGGGAUAGGGUGACUGAAAAAUUGAAGAAAGACUCUACGAUUGGGGCUGCAGCCUUGAAAAGGUGGUUGGAAGAGAAGUACUGCAUUAAGUUGUCUUAUUAUGUUGUGUGGGAUGGCAAGGAGAAGGCUCUGGAUGACAUACUUGGUAGCUGGGAGGAUAGUUUUGACCAUGCUUUUUCCUUUAAGGCAGAAUUAGAGAGCAAGUGUCCUGGUAGUGUUGUGGAGGUGGAGUAUGAGAAAAUUAAUAGGAAUCAUAGAUUUACCAGGAUGUUUGUUGCUUUGAAGCCUUGCAUAGAUGGAUUUCUAAAUGGUUGCAGACCAUACCUAGGCGUUGACUCUACAGCUCUUACAGGUAAAUGGAAGGGUCAAUUAGCAGCUGCAAUUGGGAUAGAUGGGCACAAUUGGAUGUUCCCUGUAGCUUAUGGUGUAUUUGGAAGUGAGACACUUGAAAAUUGGGAGUGGUUCAUGAAAAUGCUGCACAAAGCCAUUAGUUCACCCAUAGGACUUGUCUUGUCUACAGAUGCUGGGAAGGGGAUAGACAAAGUAGUCACAAAUGUGUUUGAAAAUGGUGUUGAACACAGGGAGUGCAUGAGGCAUUUAGUUAAAAAAUUUUAAAAGAGAUAUUCUGGAGAAGUAUUUCAAAGGCAUUUGUGGCCUGCAUCAAGGGUGUACAGAGCUGAGCUUUUUGAAGCACACUACAACACCAUGAAGGAAGCAUGUCCAGAGUCAAUGAAAUGGAUUGAGGAAAAUCACAAGCACUUUUAGGCAAGGAGUAUGUUCUCUACCUAUAGAAAUAUCGACUAUGUUACAAACAACAUUGCAGAGGCAUUCAACAAUUGGAUUAGAGAUGAGAAAUCACUUCCUGUCAUUGAUCUUAUGGAUAGGAUUAGGCAGAUGAUAAUGGAGAGAUAUUUCACAAGGGCAAGAAUUGCUGAAAAGUUAACAGGAAAGAUCCUUAAGACUGUUGUCAAAGAAAUGAAUGACAAGAGUAUGAAUUUGAAUUACAAGCUACACAAAAGUCAUCCAUUUAUUGGUGAAGUGAGUGGAGUUGACAAAGAUCUAAAAGUUUGGAGGCACAUUGUCGAUCUGAAAGCUCAUGAAUGCUCCUAUCGGAAAUGGCAGAUGAGAGGCAUACCUUGCUCACAUGCUAUCAGCUACAUUUGUUCUUGGAGAGAGUUAGACCUAGAGGAUUUUGUAAGGCCAUAUUAUUCAGUUCAGAUGUUUAAGGCAGCUUAUGCUACUUGGGUGCCAGGAUUGCCUGAUAAGAGCAUUUGGAAGAAGGUGAACAUGGGAUUCAAAUUGCUGCCUCCCAUACUAAAGAGAGCUGCUGGUAGGCCAAGGACUAGGAGGUAUAAAGGUGUCGAAGAAGGUGGUUCAACCAAAAGGAGGGCUAAGUGCAAAAGAUGUCAAGGGUUUGGACACUUGCAAAAAACUUGCACUGAGCCUGUACCUGACCCAGAUGCUCCUCCUCCUGCACCACCCAAGCCAAAGCGUGCAAGGAAGAAGCCAAAGAAGGUCCAUGUCACUACCGCCCCUGAAGCAUCUAAAGAUGGCCCUGCUGCACCUACCAAGUUAAGGAAGAAAAUUAAAAAAGUGCAUGUUGCCACUGAAGCAUCUAAAGAUGCCCCUGCACCUACCAAGUUAAGGAAAAAAACUAAAAAAGUGCUUGCUGCAUCUGAAACAUCUAAAGCUGUCCCUGCUGCAUCUAAUGCUCCUGAAGCAUCUAUAAAAACACCCCAACGUCAAGUACCUUCACUGGACCAUUAAGAAAUGGGCUUGACAACUAGCCCUGGAAGUCCUCUUACAAGGGCGAGAAAGGCACUCCUACUAGCCAUAAACCAUCAAGAAAUGGGCUUGACAACUAGCCCUGGAUCUCCUCUAACUAGGGAGAAGAAGGCACUACCGUUGGGCAAACAAAAUUGAAGUGCAUGUGCUGUUUACUUUUUCCUUUCGAUUAUGGCUGAACUUGUAUGGCUUAUCAUGUAUGGCUUUAGAACCUUAUUAUGGCUGCUAGCAUGUAUGGACUUUUAGCCUUGCAAUGUCUGCUAAAUGUAUCAAUAUUAGCCCUUUAAUGGCUCUGAACAUAUAUGAAUUAUGAAACUAUGA